Molecule: messenger RNA, 4602 nt
Organism: Cladophialophora bantiana CBS 173.52
Lineage: Eukaryota; Fungi; Ascomycota; Eurotiomycetes; Chaetothyriales; Herpotrichiellaceae
Exons: 3
Coding region: 1-4602 (1533 amino acids)
Cellular component (GO): eukaryotic translation initiation factor 4F complex
Molecular function (GO): mRNA binding; translation initiation factor activity; protein binding
Source: RefSeq, a predicted model, not a curated record
AUGUCUGCAGCAGUUGGAGGCGCUCCGCAUGCCCAUGGGCAUAGCGAUUCUGUAAACGGCAGAAAUCCUACGAUUCCUGCCAUCCCUUCUGUCAACGGAAGCGUCUCACUACCCGACCACACGCGUAAACCGUCCAUGACAGUUACACCAGCUGGCGCCACCGGCUUCGCAGCAAACGGUGGUGCUCCUGGUGGCCCUCAGAACAAACCAGGAAAUAUUCAGUUCGGUUCGCUGGGAGUGGCCAACGCGGCUGGGUCCCCUGCGAUGGGCACACCCCCUUCGUUGGCACAUCAAAACUCGGCAAAUCUUAGUGUGAGCCAACUGAAUCCUCGCGCAACCUCUCCCUCAAAUUCUCCGUCCCCAAUUCCUCAACCUGCCUCCGUCAGUGGCGGGAGGCCUCCCAGCGGUUUUCAGGGCCACGGAAAUGGAUAUACAUUUGGGCAGCUCUCGGGCGACCAGAACGAUCCAAGUGGUAUGACUAGGCCGAUAUCUCAACUACAGUUUGGACCUCAACAAGAGCACAUGAGACGAGGCUCCUCGCAGUCGAUCCACAGCGACGUCGGUGGUCCAGGCAUUCCAGCGGGCCCAACCCGUGGAGGCUAUCCAGGUGGCCCAGGUCGCGGCAGAGGCUUCAAUCCUCAAUAUCAACAACAACCCAUGCAUUUCUCGCCCCAACAACAAUUUCGACCUCCUUCGAACGGACGCUCAUUCCAAGGUGGAUAUCAAGGUCGAGGUCAACAACUUCCAUACCAAGGAUCCCCCGCCAUGGGCACCCGCAGCCCAGCUCUUGUCAACGCUCAGCCAGGAACCCCGAAUAUGGGAGGUCAAAUACACAUGGUGCAGCCCGGGAUGCAGCCUCAACCCAAUGGAUAUUAUAUGGGACCCCAACAUGUAAAGAACCACCCAUCGUUUCCUUCUUCACGUGAUCCUGCCAGAGAACCCGCAAGAGAAAGAGGCAAGCCUGCGAGGGGCCGGAACCGUGUCGGUCGUGGGGCUGGUCGCGGUAACGGCCCUGGUAGAGGUGGACACGAGGAGGGAUCAACUUUCUACAGCAAAGAUCCAGCCUCGGACUACUACCGCCCCGAUCUUGCGCUUCCCACCGUUCAAGUUGUCCCCGAACUUGUGCAGCCCCCCGUUCAAGUUGUCACCAAUACUCCCAAUGUCUUUCCUUACCCUGACUUGUCCCCUGAGUCUGGCAAUUUUGAACGUUAUUCAGAACAUUUUCUGACUGCGAGAGCACAGGCCUUCCCCAUGACUCAGGCUGAUCCUAGUAUUCAGCAAAUGUAUUUGCAGCAAAUGUAUGCCCAAGGGCCCAUGCCGACCCAAUACAAUCCCCAAUACGGCAUGCAGCCUCAAUCUCCUCGCCCACACUUCAACCAGGGCAUGUAUGCACCCAACAUGCAGCCUUCAUACAGCAAUCAGGGCGGACCGCCACCUUCAAUGUCGAGACAGUCUUCCCAGAUCUCUGCUCCCGAUCGGCCUGGUUCCAGCAUUGGCCAACAACCACCGACUCCAGGUCCCACUGGCCCUCCGCACCCGGCCAAUCGAGCUCCGAGUGUCUCUUCGCAGAAGUCCAACUAUACCAUUCCUCCGAAGAAGAGUGCCGCCGUCACCAUCAAGAAUACCGCUGGCGAGGUCGUGUCUUUCAAUAAGUCGCCUGCAUCCCCUGCGAACCCUACCCCCGUCCCGGCGACAGGUCCUCCGCAGUCAGCGUCAACCCCUCCUAGCCGAACUGCCAGCGCCGCCGACAAUGCUCAUGGCCGAACAGAUAGCGUCAGCACGAAGACUGCAGAAGAGGUCAAGAAGCAAAUGCAGGAAGCUGUUGCCAAGAAGAUUGCAGAAGAUGAAGCCAGGCUAAGGCUGGAGAAGGAACUAGCCGAAAAGGCCGAGAAAACCGAGAUGGAGAGGGAAGCCGCUGAAAUGGCUGAGCGAGAGGCCGCGGAGGCUCAAGCCAAGGCGGAGGCGCAAGAGAAGGAAGCCAAAGAAGCUGCAGAGAAAGCCGAAGCCGCUAAGCAAGCUCAAGAAACAAGACCUGAAGAGACUCCGGCAACCCCUGCCAAGCCACAGCAGGAUGAGCUUGACUUGGACGCCCUUGCUGCUGAAAUGGAAGCCGAAGAGGCUGCCAGGGAAGCAGAGGAGCUGCGACGCGAGGAAGAGUACAAGAAGAGAAAAGCUGCCCAGCGCGAGGCCCAGCGAAAGAAAGAAGAGGAAGAAGCGGCGGCUUAUGAGGCAAACAUGAAAGAAUUGGAGCGUAAGGCCGAGGAGGAAGAAUUGGCUCGCGAGAAGGAAAAGGCGGAGGGCACCUCAGGAGAUGAAGCCAGCAAGAAACUCUUCGCUGAGCUCAAGCCCAAUCCAUUUGGCACUCCUGCGUCUGUUGAAAGCCCUGCUGGUCCGACGACUCCAGCCGAAAGUGGAACUGCUACGCCCGUCUCCGAUGUAUCAAUGCCACCUCCCGCGAAGGCCCCUGGACGUCGUACCAAGGCUGCCGAACUGACUCUCGACACUAAGAAGCCCGUCGAGCCACCUGAACCGAGUGCAACGUUGAAGGCCUUGCAGUCUGCGAAGAAGCUCGGUGACAUCUCCAAAGUUGUUUAUCCACCAGACAUCGCGUCCCCGAAUCCUGCCCUGAACGCGAAUGCCCCGGCCGAUCGCGGAUUCAAAUACAACAAAGAGUUUCUGCUCCAGUUCCAGAGCGUAUUCAAAGAGAAGCCGACUCUUGAUUGGGAUGCUCGCAUUCGAGAUGCAUUGGGCGAUGGAGAUGCUUCAGCUCGACCGAGCGCUUCUGCCAGGACACCUUCGGGCAUGGGUGCCCGCAGUGCAUCCUCUCGUGGACCUCCUCCCAUGAGCAACUUUGGGCCUAUGGGCACUUUUGGUGGUGGAGUUAACCGACCCACUCUCCCACCAGGUACAACCUCAGAGCAGCGAUUUGCUGCAUCGAACGCUUUGAGGAGUGGAGCGAUGGCGACCAAUCCAUUCGCUCAGUUCGGACGCCCAGGAGGACAGAUGCAGCCUCCUAUGGGCGGCCGAACACCUUCCAGCGGCCCGCUCGGUCCCAUUCCUGGGUCUCCUCGCGUGGGCGGUGCAAGUCGUGGGGGCUCCCGUGCUGAAAGCAAGCGUGCGAAGCAGACCGCUAAGCAGAUGGCCGAAGAAAACAAGUCCAUGCCUCUUACUGCCGGUAUGGCUAUCACAGCCCUUGAGACCUCGGCUACCGGAUGGAAACCACGGAGCCUUGUCCAGCCCAUCGUUUCCGGCCCUGCUCCCGGUGGCGACGGCCUAAUGGAUCCUGAAACAGUGCAGCGCAAGACAAAGGCACUUUUGAACAAGAUGACUCCCGAAAAAUUCGACAGAAUUUCGGAUCAAAUAUUGGAUAUUGCUGCUCAAUCCAAACACGAAAAAGACGGCCGAACACUACGCCAAGUCAUUCAGCUCACUUUUGAAAAGGCCACCGAUGAAGCUCACUGGGCAGGCAUGUACGCCUCGUUCUGUCGACGAAUGCUAGAAAGUAUGAGUCCGGAUAUCAGAGACGAGGGGAUUAAGGAUAAGAAUGGUAAUGUCGUGACCGGCGGGAAUCUAUUCCGGAAAUACCUCCUCAACCGUUGCCAAGAGGAGUUUGAACGUGGCUGGAAGGUCAAUCUCCCUCCUCGACCGGAGGGAGAAUCCGAAGAGGCUGCCAUGCUCUCAGACGAGUACUAUAUUGCAGCAGCUGCGAAGCGUCGUGGUCUAGGUCUCGUCAAGUUCAUUGGUGAAUUGUUCAAGUUGUCGAUGUUGACCGAACGAAUCAUGCAUGAAUGCGUCAAGAAGCUCGUCGAUUACGAGGGGACUCCGGAUGAAGCCGAGAUAGAAAGCUUGACAAGCUUGCUGCGGACAGUCGGGAAACAACUCGACAACCCCGAGAGCAAGGCACAAGGCCGAAUGGACCUUUACUUCGAGCGCAUCAAGUCUAUGAUUGAGCUGCCCGAACUCCCCAGUCGUCUUCGAUUCAUGCUCAUGGAUGUGGUUGAUCUACGGGCUAAGGGCUGGGCCUCUAAGGAAGACAAUAAGGGCCCUAAGACUAUCACCGAGAUUCGCGAAGAAGCGGAACGCCAGGCACGUGAGGACGAACUCAGGAGACUUGCCAGCCAGACCGGUGGUCGUGGUGGCGGAGGCCGAAUGCCCAUGGGCCGUGGCGAUGCCCGAAGCUUCAGCGGCUUUGGAGGACAAGUUCCUCCCCCUGACACCUCAAACCGCGUGGGUACCGACGACCUUCGAAAGCUUGGUGCACGCAGUGCUCGCCAUCCCAGUCAUACCUCUGGUCCUGGCCCACUGGGCCCUCCUAGUUUGAUGGGCGGGCGUACCAACAGUGGGCGCCGUGGACUUGGACCAGGUGGUCUCCUCGGACGAGGAGAUGACAGUGCUACUAGCAGCCGAACAGGAACGCCUCCGGCUCAGAAAGACAAGGAGAAGAAAGAUGAGUCCAGCACAAAUGCUUUCAGUGCUCUUGCCGCUCUUGAGAACGACGGGCCUGGAUCACCGCCAUCUAAUCCCGCAUCACCUCCUACGCAAAAGUCUCAGCCAAGCAUCGAACGGGAACGAUCGAGAUCACCGGACAAGAGCGCCGAGUGA